This is a messenger RNA of Humulus lupulus (European hop), 564 nucleotides long. RefSeq lists its product as uncharacterized. NCBI's taxonomy places the organism in Eukaryota, Viridiplantae, Streptophyta, Magnoliopsida, Rosales, Cannabaceae. The transcript is spliced from 3 exons. The record is from RefSeq and is a predicted model, not a curated record. Gene Ontology annotation, molecular function: nucleic acid binding. The coding region runs from base 1 to 564 and encodes 187 amino acids.
AUGGAGCCAAUAACGAAGUACCUUGUUUCUGGAGAACUACCGCAGGACAAGAAAAUGGCUCAGAAGCUACUUUAUCAAGCUCUUCAACACAAAGCCAUAAAGAGCUUCUCCUCUAUAUCUCAUCCACAGGAAAAUAGACAAGUGGAAGCUGUCAACAACAUGCAUAAGGAUACUUUAAAGAAAAGGCUAGAGCAGGAAAAAGAUGCUUGGCCCAAGGAACUGCCUAGAGUACGAUGGAUCUAUCGUACAACUGCUAGGAUGUCCACCGAACAUUCACCAUUCUCCAUGGCCUAUGGGUAUGAAGCUAUGCUCCUAGUUGAGGCUGCCAUCUCCAUGCAGCGAAGAACAACGUAUGACCCAACUACCAAUCAUGCUUUACUUCAAGAAUUAUUGGACCUAGUUGAAGAACUUUGUGAAGAUGCCCAACUUCGAGUAACUUCCUACCAACAAAUGGUUUCCAAGUACUUCAAUUCUAAAGUGAAAGAUAGAAAGUUUGAGGUCGGGGACUUGGUGUUGCGAAGAGUUUUCCUGUGGAUGUACUUGCUUGCAGACCUGGACAAGUGA